AACCCAGGCUCACCUUAAAGAAAAACAGCUUCAUCUCAUCAAUUCUCUUCUCAACCAAAACAAACAAAAAAAAUAAAAAAGACAACUUGAAGGGCUUUUUCCUGCUACUUCAAUGGCUUCCCAUUUUUAGAAUCCAAUACUCAAAAUCCCCAAUAAAAACCCUUAAAAUCUUAAAAAGUAAUAAACUUCAUUUACUACAGAAAUCAUCAAUGGCGUCAAUAACUCUCCGCCUAAAAUCUCACCAUCAUAAACCCUCCUCCAACCUCACUUUCUCUCUCCUCUUUUCCUCUUCUUCUUCUAACAACAACAACAACAACAACAAUGGCGAAAAACCAUACCCUUUCUCAUCUUACUUUACCGAAAUUAAAUCCGAGUUAAAACAAAAACAAUCGCCGAAUUUCAACAACGUUUUCACUCCACAAGGUUCUUCUACUCCCUCGAAACUCGAGUCAAUAGAUGAAAUCCGGAAGAAUUUAUCGGAGUUUCGCCGUCGAUCGUCGGUUUCUACGCCGGAAUCUCGUCCUACUUUUCAGCGAAAUGUCGGAAACCCUAACCCUAACCCUAACAUUGUCGGGCAGAAUCUGGUUAUGUCGUUUGAUAAAAUCAGAGAUAGCUUGCGCAAUUUGAAUGCGAGAGUAGGUGAGAAAGGGAAGAGUGUGAAUGAGCAUAUGUCGUUGAAUACUUACAGGCAGAAUCUUAAAUUGCGGCCGCCAAUGGAGGAACAACAACAACAACGUCGUGGUGGUGGUGUUGUUGUUGGUGGUGGUCAUAUGGUGAUUGGAGGAUCGGUUGAGAAUUUGCCGGCGAAUGUGUUUGGGAGGGAGAUGAAGGAGAAGGAGGGGAAGAAAGGGAAAGAAGGCGGUGGCAAGUCCGAGGAGGAGGAGGAUGAGAUGGAGUUGACUACUCUUUAUACUAAAGAUGAGUUGGGGAAGAAAUUGAGAGAGUUGAGGCCUGAGGGUAAAGGGAAGAAAAGUGGGAAAGAUGAUUGGUUUUCGUUGUCGGAGUUAGGGGAGAGGUUGAAGAAGCUUAAGGAGAUCGAAUUGAAAAAUAAGGUUGAUAGUGGGAUUGAUCAUUUUAAAGAGUUGAGGAGCACUAUAAGGCAUCUUCAUCAUAAAGAGGAGUCUAAUAAUGCUCCUAUCCAGAGUAUCGAUAUACUAAGUUCUCCUAGUUUUAUGCUGUCUCCUCCAAAAGAGAAUUUAGUUGAAAAGUAUUUCCAUCCAGACAACAUGUCUGCUGAGGAAAAAUUAAAGCUUGAGCUGAAAAGAAUUCGGGAUGAAUUCAAAAUGCACGAGUCAGAUUGUGGUUCAACACGUGUUCAAAUUGCACAACUUACAACCGAAAUACUUCACCUUUCUUCUGUAUUGCAUAAGAAGGAUAAACAUUCUCGUCGAGGACUGCUAGCGAAGGUGCAGCAGAGGAAGAAGCUGUUGAAAUAUCUUAGGAGAACAGACUGGGAGUCCUAUACUUUUGUUCUUUCUAAACUUGGCCUCCGUGACAACCCUGAUUACAAGAAUUAAAAGAGCGUAUGCAGAUAAUUUAUUUUCACUGGGGGAACAAACACUGAGAUUUUGCUUUUUAUCAGAGUUGUUGCUGCCCAUUCCAUAUAGAGUUCUUUUUAGCUUUAAAGUCAAAAAGCAAAUGGUAGAUGUAGAAGGGCAGUUAAAAACACUUGCAAUUAGGAUAAGUACUAAACUUCUAAUGAUCCUUCCACUGUGUCUUAAUUUGCACGCAGUGGCCCAUGCUUAAAUUCUUUUCUUUCAAUUAUGUUUAAUUUUGUAAUUUUCAUUUUUCUCCAGUUGGAUUUAGUUGCACAUUACUAGUUUAAGAUACAGGAGUCGGGAUGAAUGUGACUAUUAAUUUUCGACGAGGGUGGAAUAAUUCCUUGUACUUCUGGUUGUCCGUCAUCAAACCACCACAGUGAUGGAAGUUCAUUCACAUCCUUAAUAGACGCUGUGGCUUUAAAGAUGACUUGGCUGAUGCAGGUAGUGCUUGGGCAUUGUUGUUAGUGCUGUGAACGAAAUGUUCAGCAUUAUGUAAGGUGAUAAUGUCAGUUGACGCCAUUGUAAUGUGUUAUAAGUUAUGUAUGUUUGAUGAGAAACAUGAAAACUUGAUAUAAUAGAUCAUUUUGAUA
Messenger RNA from Beta vulgaris subsp. vulgaris (sugar beet), 2131 nucleotides. RefSeq lists its product as uncharacterized. The coding region runs from base 210 to 1517 and encodes 435 amino acids. Lineage: Eukaryota; Viridiplantae; Streptophyta; Magnoliopsida; Caryophyllales; Amaranthaceae. Gene Ontology annotation, biological process: translation. Gene Ontology annotation, cellular component: ribosome. Gene Ontology annotation, molecular function: structural constituent of ribosome. The record is from RefSeq and is a predicted model, not a curated record. The transcript is spliced from 5 exons.